Messenger RNA from Saprolegnia diclina VS20, 1644 nucleotides. RefSeq lists its product as hypothetical. Gene Ontology annotation, biological process: transcription preinitiation complex assembly; DNA-templated transcription initiation; transcription by RNA polymerase III. Bases 1 to 1644 code for a protein of 547 amino acids. Gene Ontology annotation, cellular component: nucleus; transcription preinitiation complex; transcription factor TFIIIB complex. Lineage: Eukaryota; Oomycota; Saprolegniomycetes; Saprolegniales; Saprolegniaceae. The transcript is spliced from 4 exons. Gene Ontology annotation, molecular function: TBP-class protein binding; RNA polymerase III type 3 promoter sequence-specific DNA binding; RNA polymerase III general transcription initiation factor activity. The record is from RefSeq and is a predicted model, not a curated record.
AUGGGUCGACUGGUCUGCCCGACGUGCCAAUGCACCGAGAUCGACGUGUACGACGCGAGCGGCGAGGCCGUCUGCGUGAGCUGCGGUACCGUCGUCGAGGAGAACACGAUCGUCUCGAGCGUCGAGUUCUCCGAGUCGGGCGGUGCGCACUCGGUCAUGGGCCAGUUCGUCUCGGGCUCCGCCUCCAAGCCGAGCACCAACAUUGGUACCGGCGGCAAGCACUACGACAGCGAAAGCCGCGCGACGACGCUCGCAAACGGCCGGCGCCGCAUCAAGCAAGUCGCCGGCAUGCUCCGGCUCGGCGACCACUACGUCGAGUCGGCGGACCGUCUCUUUGGCCUCGCGGUGCAGCGCAACUUUACGCACGGCCGCCGCUGGCAGGCGAUCGUCACCGCGUGCCUCUACGUUGUCUGCCGGCGCGAAAAGUCGCCGCAUCUCCUCAUCGACUUUAGCGACAAGCUGCAAAUCUCGGUCUUCCAGCUCGGCGCUGUCUUUCUCAAGUUUUGCCGGCUCCUCCAGCUCAGCAUCCCGCUCAUUGACCCGAGUCUGUACAUCCACCGCUUUGCGUCGCAGCUCAACCUCGGCACGCAAAUGCAUGUGAUUGCGAUCACGGCGCUGCGCCUCGUCUCGGCCAUGAAGCGCGACUGGAUGGAAACUGGCCGGCGACCGUCUGGCAUCUGCGGCGCCGCGCUUCUCAUCGCUGCGCGGUCCCACAACGUCAAGUGCACCAUGACCGACGUCGCGGGGGUCGUGAGCAUCGGCGAAGUCACGUUGCGGAAGCGCCUCGCCGAGUUUGCCGUGACUCCGACCGCGCAGCUCACGUUUGACCAAAUGGGCAAAGUGGAAAUCAAGCUGCUCGAGUGCGACCCGCCCGCCUUUACGCGCAACCGCGAGAAGGAGACGAUGGAGUCGCUCCUCCUUGAGAUGGCGCCCAGCAAGGGCCUCCUCGAAGGCAAGGCGCUCACGUCGCUGAUCGACUCGACAUGGCGCGAGACGGCCGACUCAACGGGCCAAGGGCUCCUCGAAGACGAAGACUUUGGCUUUGACGAUGCCAACAGCACGCUCCUGCAGCACGCGCAGAAGCAGUCGGCGGAGCUCCUCCUCACGUCGGUCCGCGACCGCUCGAAGCGCUGGCUCGUGCAGCAAAAGAAGACGCGGUCGCUCUUUGAGACACUUGAGGCGGAGCUCGGCGCAAGCAUCGCCGCCGACGAGCGCGUGGCUGAGCUCGAAGGCAGCGCCGUCGAAUCACCACCGACGACAUCCUCGACGGCAGCCCCCGAGGAGAGCAGCUUGGUGCGAAGUGCAAGCGCCCCGGACCCGGACGAGUCGGGUCUCUCAGAGAUUGACGACGACGAGAUCGAUGCACUCAUCCUCACGGAGAAGGAGUCGGCGGCGAAGCGCAAGAUUUGGGAAACGAUGCAUUCCGAGUACCUCGAGAAGAAGGCGGCCAAGGCGGCGCGGUUAGCGGAAGCACCGGCGGUCAAACGGAAGCGCCCGAAGAAGGUCAAGGCCGACGACGACGUCCCGGCGCCCGACACUGGCGCCCACGCUAUUUAUAAACUGCAGGUGAAGCAGCGCGCCAAGUCCAAGAACAUCAACUACGACGUGCUCGCCGAGCUCUUUGGCGACCAAGACGAGGCGUAG